Messenger RNA from Paramuricea clavata, 453 nucleotides. Lineage: Eukaryota; Metazoa; Cnidaria; Anthozoa; Malacalcyonacea; Plexauridae. The record is from the annotation of a GenBank genome assembly.
AUGGCGUUGUGUUAUGCCAAUCAGAUUGGGAGUUUUUGGCCAAGACCCCUUACGGGAACAACAGUUUUAAUGGUUGACAAUUGUCUUUACAAGAUGCGGUGUUACGUGUAUUUGGUCGGGUAUGUGUCGCGUGAAGACUUGAUACUGGGGGUGAUUGACCGUGGCGAAUAUGCGUCAUACAGGGUUACUUUGGAGUAUAUUUCUAACACUGGUUUUGAAAUAACAGUUGAAGCCGCUCAAGUGGAUUUUAAAUAUCCGCAAGGGGUCGAAGGGGGUAGCGGGUAUUAUGAAUUAUUAGCAAAAUAUAUACAAGAAUAUUUAAGUAUUGAAUUAUGUGAGAUGGAUGGGGAUAUUAGGGGGUAUGAUAGUUCACGAAAAAUAUUAUAUUCUUCAAAAAUGUUAGCUGAGUUUCAGAGGUGGUUUGACUAUCGUAAGAAUGAAGAUAAAUUGUAA